Molecule: messenger RNA, 3465 nt
Organism: Eublepharis macularius
Lineage: Eukaryota; Metazoa; Chordata; Lepidosauria; Squamata; Eublepharidae
Gene: JOSD1
Product: Josephin domain containing 1
Exons: 5
Coding region: 690-1298 (202 amino acids)
Biological process (GO): protein deubiquitination
Molecular function (GO): cysteine-type deubiquitinase activity
Source: RefSeq, a predicted model, not a curated record
AGAGCUUUUUCUUCUGACCUCCGGUGGGAAAGGAGAGCGCCCUCAGCGCUGCACUGCCUGGAACGAUUGUGUUUGGAUACAAGCAGCGUUGGCUAGGCGGAGCUGCUGCCUUCCGCUCUUGCCUUGGAAGAGGCAUCUUUCUACCUCUUGGCAUCUUUGUUUCUAGGGCAUAGGCUCCGUCUCUCAAGAAUGGAAAAAUUCAUUUGAUGCUUCACUGCCAGUACUAUAUUCCUGUUGGAAAGCAGCAACAGUGUGACCUUGUGUAGUUUUGUGUUUUUUUGGGAAGUGAGCAUAAUUUCAGAGUUGGGCUGUGGAUCUUUUGCUUAGUGGCACCAUUGACCAAAGGAAAUGGAGGAAAAGGAACGAUGUGUUAAAUUCUAUCUGACACUCUGAUGUUAUUGCCAUGUAAAUUAUAAAAUAUUUUUCAAGGGGAAACCAAGAGAAAGAAGGGAAUAUAUAAAGACAGUCUCCUGAAAGCAGAGGAAGAAUGAAGAUGGAAGAAAAAUGAUUCAGACCUUUAAGGGUUUCUUAUGCAGUCAUCUAAUAAAGACAAAUGUUAAAGCAGCAGCAGGAUUGCAGCUUGUGAACUGGAGUUGUCUAUAAAAGUGGUCAGUUGCUUUUGUUUGUGUGCGGGCAGAGACGUUUCACAUUUUAUCUCAUCCCAUCUUAAUCUAAUACACUACGAAAAAAUGAGUUGUGUGCCAUGGAAAGGUGACAAAACCAAAUCAGAAUCACCAGAAGCGCCGCAGUUGAUGCCAGUGCAUAUCUAUCAUGAAAAACAACGUAGGGAGUUGUGUGCUCUCCAUGCCCUCAAUAAUGUCUUCCAGGACAGCAAUGCCUUUACACGAGACACGCUACAGGAGAUUUUCCAGAGGUUGUCUCCCAAUACCAUGGUGACCCCACACAAGAAGAACAUGCUGGGAAAUGGGAACUAUGAUGUGAAUGUCAUAAUGGCAGCUCUUCAAACCAAAGGCUAUGAAGCAGUUUGGUGGGAUAAACGUAGGGAUGUUAACGUGAUUGCCCUCUCUAAUGUGAUGGGCUUCAUCAUGAAUUUGCCCUCAAGUCUCUGCUGGGGCCCCUUGAAACUUCCCCUUAAACGGCAACAUUGGAUCUGUGUUCGGGAAGUAGGAGGUUCUUACUACAAUCUUGACUCCAAACUCAAGGUGCCUGAAUGGAUUGGAGGUGAAAGUGAGCUCAGGAAGUUUUUGAGACACCAGCUGCGAGGAAAGAACUGUGAACUUCUCUUGGUAGUGCCUGAGGAUGUAGAGGCACAUCAGAGUUGGAGAGCUGAUGCAUGACCUGCAAACACCUUGUCCUUGCACUACAAUACUGGUCCUUUUCCCUAGCCAACUUCUGUGUCCUGUGAUGUGGAUAAUAAGUGCUCUAACUCCUCUUCCCUGGAACUUGGGAGUUUGGGGGGUAUUUUUUUAUUUUAAGGGUGCAAUAAAAGCACCCACAAGGUAUUGUUGGGGCCAACAUGAAGAACAGACACUGGACACUUACUCGGAGAAGAAAGAAUCAGCUUUAUGCUCCUUAAUUAUAAUGCAUUAAUAUGCUUUAGGAGUGUGGUAUUGGCAUCCCUUCCCCUAGUCCCCCAUUUUCCCAUUCAAUCUUAAAGGACUUUAGGGAGUUUGACACUUUAGGCUGGAGUGUGUCUUUCCUUUGUGGAAAGGCUGAGGCCAAGCAUGCUCCCUCCAUAUCCACACAACUAUUUUGAAGAAACCUGCAAACCAUAUGGGUCUCUCAGGAAACUCCAGAUACACUUAGCAAGAGUAUGGUGCUUGUGGAGUCCUAAUUGUGCCAAGAGUUGGGAGACAUGUAGGGGAAAAAAUGGGACCAUCACUAUGGAAUUCCUCUGGUUUUCUGCUAGCUAAUAUAAAUGUGCCCUUUGUUGGUCUGAGCAUGAAAGAGUAAGCAGCCUUAUAGGAAGAAGAAAGCAAUUGCCUAUUUGAAAAGCUUCUCUUUGGAGGAGAGGGGUGAUGUGACCCAGCUGUGGUCUAAAUUCAUUUUUCCUGUUUGUCUAUCCUGCAGUACAAGGAAACAUUCACUGAGGAAGGAAUAAGACUACGGGAUGCUUCAUGAAAUUAAAAGGAAGGCUGGCUAAAUUUUAGCAACACAAGACUAAGCCUAGGAAAGAGUUCUGAUGGAUGAGCAAGAUUUUUUUAAUUUCCAAGAGAAGUAAUGUGGACUAGGAUCAAAGGGCUAGAUUUCUAUGGCUCCUAUAGUAAGCGGGGUAGAUGUUUCAGAAAAUUGUCGGAAGGCAGGGGGAGGGGUGUUAAAGAAGAUUGUUUACUGGAGGUAGACUGAGCCACAGUCUUCCAUUGUGACUGGCAAGUCAACAGUCCUCUGAAUUAAUCAGCUUCAUGCUGUGCCACCCUCUCCUUACCCCCUUAACCCACCAGGAAACUGAAUUACAGUUUUCGUUGUCAACCCAUGCAGGUGUUGUGUGUAAUACUGUUGUCACAAUCAAUAGAUGAAAUGGAUAAUUUAGGAUGGAUUUAUCACUAUCGACCCUUUGAGUCCGGGUCAGUCUGUUGCAUUUUUCAUUAUUUUUCACCAGCUUCACUUUCAGUAAUAUUGGAGCAGCAGAAAUAGAACCUACAUUUUCUCCAAAGGAAGGCUGAAAUUGACUUUUUCACUUCUAUGGGAGUCUUUGGCCUGCCCUUCCUAUGAGCAGGGUCCAUACCACCUGCUAAUUCAGCAUUCCAAGUACCCACACUCUCCUUUCAGUUUGAUGCUGCAUGUGGUGUCAAGACAGGAAUAUGAUCUUACCUAUUGGCCUUGGGACAACCUGCAGAUAAUAUACUGGAAACCUGAGUGGCUCUUCUCUGCAUGUACUACAGUCCAAGCCCCAAUAUGUCUAUUUUUACAAAGCCCUCUCCUUUCUGGACUACACAUUCCAAUGACCAAAACCAGCCUGCAGAAUUUGUACACACACUUUUCACAAGCAGAAUGUCAGGCUUGCAGUUCUGCUUCUGACCUGAAGCCAUUUUUUUUGAAGAGCAUUAAUUCAACAGGAAAGACUGUUCUGCAUUGAUUAAAUAGCACUUUGGAGAGACCCUGUUUGCAUGGAAGUCAAUGGACCAGUGCACAUUAUGCAAAUUAUCUUUUAAAAACUUAAGGCUAUUUCUCUUCUCUGUAUUUAUGCCAUUGUUCUGUUCCUAGGGAAAGUGGUGUGAUUCAGCUGCUCAGGAAAAGGGAACAUGUGAUCACACGCUCUCCUCUGGAGAAGAGUUAUGGUAACAGAGAAAAGAAAGUAGCUCAGUACCAUUGCUUGGGAAUGGAGAAGCCCAUAAUCAUUUUCUUGCUUGUUUGGUUUUGUCUUGGGUUUGUUUACAGAGAUGUAUUUUGUUUAGCCAAAUAUUAAAAAUGAAAAACCUUCCUCUCGUCACUUUCUCUGUACUGCACUGAAGGGUCCUGUAAUGAUUUUUGUAAAGGAAAAAUAAACAAUGGGAUGACAUCGAA